ACGAAGACGUUUAAUUUACCGUUGAGCUUAGUACGUGCUGGUUUCUCACUCUGGUGUGUUACUGUUAUUACAAUUAGCGUGAGGUAUCCACCAAUAAACCUACAGUUCAUCGCAGGCAAACAACAGAUUUAACCAGAAUGUUGUACAAAAGAUUAUUUUUAUGUUUAAUCCAGUUGUAUUUAUUAACAAUGUCGAGUACAGAAGAUAUUAUCUCGGAAAAUCGUAACGGAUCCGAUACGAUUUUAUCAAGAAGGAAAAGAUAUUUAGUAUUUCCCGAAGGGAGUUCAUUACAAUUAGUUUGUGAAUAUGUAUGGCCGAUAGUUGGUCAACCAAAUAUUUGGGUAUUAGCAAUUUCAGCUGCUUUAGCUUGGCAAUUACCAAGUAAACCAGAACAUUUCGGUUUAUUAAAGAAGUUAAAGAAAGAAGGAGAAAAGCGAAUAGAUAAAUUUACAAAACAAAAUCAAUUAAUUACAUAUCAAAAGAAUCCAAUUUUACCUUUAAUUCCAAACACACCUUUAACGCAACAAAACUUCAUCCCAUGGAAUUACAACACCUUUUACACAAAUACAACUUAUAACCCACCUUGGUAUGCUAAAGAGUGGCGAAAACCGUAUCAAAAAAUCAAAUAUCAAAAGAAACCAUAUUUAUACGAUGAAACCAAUUAUUAUAACCAUCCUUUAUAUACCAGAUUACAUAGGAUUAGUAGAAGAGGAUUAUAUCCCAAAAUAGAACACUUUCUUACAGCGCAAAAGAAAGAUGGCAAAGCAUGUCUGUUAAGGGCACUGUGCGAAGUCAAUAGAUAUCCCGAGGGAAAAGGCUCUUUCAUACAGGAGAUCAUAAAAACCAUAUUCAGGAAUAAACCUAGUCAUGUAGAUGAAGAUAUAGAUGAAUACGAUCACGCUACGUUACACGAAGAAGAUUGCCGAAAAAUGUAUCCAACUUGUACAUACGAUUAA
Onthophagus taurus is the source of this 956-nucleotide messenger RNA. RefSeq lists its product as uncharacterized. Lineage: Eukaryota; Metazoa; Arthropoda; Insecta; Coleoptera; Scarabaeidae. The record is from RefSeq and is a predicted model, not a curated record.